AUGCAGCUCCUGUGCGACGCUGUCUCGGCGUGGAUGGCUACAACAGGUCUUCCACUUUCUGACAAGACUUCCUUCCUGGUGAUGCGGCACGGGGGGUCUCACAAGACCGCCAUCCCGGCGUUCUUUACUAUUAACGGACGGCAGUACCCUUGCGGCAACCAUCCACACAAGAUUCUGGGGGUCACGGUUGAUCCUCCCCUCAACUUUGAGGAGGACGCUCGGUGCCGCGAGGCAAAGGUGCGGCAACUUUUGCCGCGCCUCAAGCCGCUCUGCGGGCGCCAGCACCCAACACGCGUUCGCCCGUAUGCAUGGGCAAUAGGGCAGGUCCUCCUAUACGGGUGCGAGGCCCGCACGCUCUCCUGCGCCGCCUCUGUGAUGUUGCAAUUGUCGAGCAGCUGGACCUCGGUCGUCAAGGCGGUGAUGGGACUGCCUAGCAAUGCGGGGAACGCCGACGCUCACCUCGACAACGCCUUCCUCUCGCUGGAGGCGUGUGCGCGGAGACGCAUUAUGAAGGCGGCGGCAGUUCGCGCCUCCCUGCCACGGUCGGCGGAGGACCCCGUACUGCGGGCCCCCCUCCCCCCUGCACCCCGUGCCGAACCUUCGCCCGCUGCAGUUUCAACGCGCUCCUCUGCCGGGGCGGAUCGACCGGGUGGAGUUUUAUCUCCCGCCUGUUCGCACGCCUCCGUCGGAUGCGACGGAACGGUUGCGACUCAUUGCGGGGCGACGAGCCCACUGCCAUGCGCACCUGUCCCGGUACGACACAGUCAUUGA
Molecule: messenger RNA, 771 nt
Organism: Trypanosoma conorhini
Lineage: Eukaryota; Euglenozoa; Kinetoplastea; Trypanosomatida; Trypanosomatidae
Product: peptide hydrolase
Exons: 1
Coding region: 1-771 (256 amino acids)
Source: RefSeq, a predicted model, not a curated record